Messenger RNA from Notechis scutatus (mainland tiger snake), 576 nucleotides. Lineage: Eukaryota; Metazoa; Chordata; Lepidosauria; Squamata; Elapidae. The record is from RefSeq and is a predicted model, not a curated record.
GCGGAAGUGAGUACGGCAAAACGGAAGUGGGAGACUCAGCAUCUGAAAGGGCUGAGAGCGGAAGAGGAGAAAACGCUUCUGCAAGGGAAGGAGGAAGAACUUUUCACUUACACUCGAGAAGACGCCUAUAACAAAGAGUAUUUUUAUGAAGGACCAGAUGGACAAACUGAAAUCAUGCCACUUUGGACUCCGCCCACCCCACCACAGGAUGACAAUGAUAUUUACAUUGACUCGGUCAUGUGUCUGAUGUACGAGCCGGUCCCCAUCCCAGAGUCCAAGCUGCCUCCCGUGUACGUCCGGAAGGAGCGCAAGAGGCACAAGACCGAUCCUUCCACCGCAGGAAGGAAGAAGAAGCAGCGUCACGGAGAAAUCGUCGUUCCUCCUCGCUCCCUCUUUGACCGCGCCACUCCGGGAAUGCUGAAAGUGCGCCGGGAAGGCAAGGAGCAAAAGAAGAACAUCCUGCUCAAACAGCAGACCCCGUUUGCCAAGCCCUUGCCCACCCUUGCGAAGCCGGCGGCGGAAUCCGGCCAGGACAACCCCGAGUGGCUGAUCAGCGAAGACUGGGCGCUCCUCCAG